AUGACCCUUGAGCCAUUCUUUUUAUCACAGCUGGCCAGCGUGGAUCGAUCGCCUUGCUUUCUGCCCAGAUGUUCCCUUUAUUGGUAUCUUGAUACGGUACGAAUGAUAAUCUUCACUCGGAUAACCUAUUUCAUUCAUCAGUACUUGGACACCGAAAUGCUGACCUUCCUUCCUCCGCGCCUUUCAACCGGGUAUAACCAUUCUCGUCUCCUGGAAGAUGGUUCGGUAGCGGAGCAUAUAUUAUGUAAAAUUUACUCGCAAUUACGGCUUGCAACCCUGCAGCGGGCGCUCAAUGCAGGGUACAAAAAGGUUGGGCUGGAUGAUGAUGGCCAAAAACUCUGCCAAACCCCGCGCCGGAGACGAGGAUCUAGGGGAGAGGAGCUUCUCGGCUAA
This is a messenger RNA of Nannizzia gypsea CBS 118893, 393 nucleotides long. RefSeq lists its product as hypothetical. The coding region runs from base 1 to 393 and encodes 130 amino acids. The record is from RefSeq and is a predicted model, not a curated record. NCBI's taxonomy places the organism in Eukaryota, Fungi, Ascomycota, Eurotiomycetes, Onygenales, Arthrodermataceae. The transcript has 2 exons.